Neurospora crassa OR74A is the source of this 4153-nucleotide messenger RNA. RefSeq names its product serine/threonine protein kinase (gene ptk-2). Lineage: Eukaryota; Fungi; Ascomycota; Sordariomycetes; Sordariales; Sordariaceae. The transcript has 2 exons. Gene Ontology annotation, molecular function: protein serine/threonine kinase activity; ATP binding. The record is from RefSeq and is a predicted model, not a curated record. Bases 1180 to 3321 code for a protein of 713 amino acids. Gene Ontology annotation, biological process: protein phosphorylation; intracellular monoatomic cation homeostasis; intracellular signal transduction.
GCCGGCUGCUUUUGAUCCAUUCCCUUGAGCUGUCUCUUUUUCCUCCUUUUCUCUUCUUCCUCCCUCCCCCACGCAUUCGCUCUUUCUUAAGACCAACAGAGACAAGAACCUACCGACACUUUUCCAGGACAACGACUACGGAACAUCAACACCAGAGGUACGACUAGAUUACGCUGCUGUAAUCCGCCCACAAGUCCUAGUGUACAGGCCACAACAACCACGACAUCGGUUUAGCUUCCUUGCCAUAUACGUUUAGGAACACCCAACACUGCCCAUCCGAUUGCUAUUUCAACUCUGGGGCCGCCAAGAAGCGUGCAGGCCAACCAGCAUUUCAAAGCUGUAGAUCUCGGCCGUUUUUGUACCUUCAACCACCCGCGCCACGCUCAUCGCCCAGGGCGACACAAAUCUCGCCUUUCAGCAGAGCACUCGCACCUGUAUGGUCUUGGCGGGGAACGACAGCUUUGGUCCACUGAGACAACUCAUACACGGCAACUUUCUACCGGACAAACAACCAUCAAGUCCCGCGUACGUAUAAGAGCAUCCGGCACGCUUCAAGUUCGCUCCUCCUCUUCCCGAACCAGAUUUGCAACAGCAGCAGCCGGCCGAUUCAAGCACCAACUUCGCGGACAGGCCGUCCCGGUAACGGAGACGAUUCUCGAACACUGCAGAGCAAGGUUUGUGUGGGUGUCCCUAGCGAAGCAGCACAAAGCUUGCUGUCAAAGGGGUUCGGGAUUGGUGAUCGGUAACACCGAUCCGCUCAAAAGUGAAAAACAGGCGCCCAGCUGGUUGGGACCGCAGCGGCGUCGCUUCUUUCACCAGUCUAGCCUCAGGGUUCGUUCCUUGUUGGGGUCACUCGCUCGGGGCUUCGGGUUCUCGGCUCCUGUCUCAAUUUUUUUUUUGGGGGGGUUACUCUUGCAUCCGUUUUGGACCGGCACCUGCUUCUGAUUCCGUCAGUGUGGUGUGCUGCACUGCGUAGGUGGCCACUCAUAUCAUCAGCGGCCAUCAGCCAGAACCCCCUUUCCAUCACGCACCAAAAGGAGACCUUGACGUAUUUCAUUCCGGUUCCCAGCCAACCCCGCGGGCCACGCCAUUCUUCCAGGUUGCCUGUGCCGCCUGCCCUGCUGGACGCUGCACCCUCCCACACCUUCUGGAAGAAAGCCCCCAAAGCUUCCUUCCACCAUGGCAGCCACGGUGCUUGCUUCUGCGGCCACGCAGACUUCUCAAGAAGAUCAUCCUCACACCUCGCACUCCGAGCCCAACUCCUCCGGGCCUGCGCCUUCGCCGCAUCAAUAUCCUACCGACCUUGCCAGCUCGAUCCCCGAAGAAGGCGAUGAGACCGAAAGUGACGCUACCAAUGAACCUGUCACGCCUGUGAGCGGCCGCCAGUCCCAGGACUUCCAUGAAUCCCUCGUCGCCCCCGACGCUCAUCCAAGCGACGACGACGACGUUCUCUACGGAUCGAUUGUUGCAUCCGGCAAGCCUCGCCCCUCCUUCUCGGCCGCCUCUGCGGUUAGCACAAAAAGCACACUUAACCUUAACGCCCAUUAUAAUCCCGCCCCCCGAAAGAACUCAAUUGCCGAGUCGACUGCCACCACCACCGGCCGCCGUUCCAACACUUUCAAACGCGCCAUGUCCGGCAUCUUCAGGCGCACGGCCUCCACGCUGGAGAGAUCUGUACCCGGCCUAAUGGAUCAUCACGGAGAUAGUGCGGUUCUAGACCCCCAUCCUCACGACAUGACUCAGCCACGAGAUAUUCCCGGCCGCCGCUUCUCCUUGGCCAGGAGUUCCAACACUACGCGGUCAAACACGCCUCCAUCGCCCGGCUCACCGCUAGAGAUGAGCAUCAUGUCCAAGGAACAAGCUUCAAGCCCGACGGUCCCAAGUCCUGACGCCUUUCUCGACAAGAAGAAGAGGGCGACGACAGGCUUGGGCCUCCGAUCACGCGCCAUCAACUUCAUUACCAACAAUGCUUCGCAUGACGAGGCAAAGCAUCUCCGCCGGCCCCUCCGUCGCCGUGCCAGCAGCUUCGAUACCUCAAAACGUGAAAAGUCGGCAAAAUCCGGCGCUGCCCACCCGCAGGUUGAGAUGUCAAGAGCGCCUUGGGAAAUUCCCGCCCCGACUGGCACCGGCUUGAAGGCCAGGCGUCUAAGCUUGAGCCUACCCGACGACUUUACCGUCGAUGUUGUCGAUCUUUUGUCUGAAUUCGAGUACCACAACAAACUCCUACGACGCCACGCCACGAUCGGAAAGGGCGGAUCAGCCAAGGUUACCCUCGUAUCACGGAAAGGGCAACCGGACGAAAUUUAUGCUGUCAAGCAGUUUCGAGCGAAGUCGAGUUCAGAAACAGUGGAAGAAUACCGCAAGAAGAUUCUGUCCGAAUAUACCGUUUCAAAGAGCCUUCACCACCCAAACAUCGUCGAGACAAUACGCCUUUGUACCCACCAUGGUCUAUAUAGCCACGUGAUGGAGUACUGCUCCGAGGGUGAUCUCUUUUCCUUGGUCCAGAAGAAGUAUCUCAUGUCAGAAGAUAGGGAGAAGGACCGUCUGUGUCUCUUCAAACAGCUAGUACAAGCUGUCAACUACCUUCACUCGAACGGAAUCGCGCACCGCGACAUUAAACUCGAAAAUAUUCUGAUUACUUCCGACAGCAAGCUCAAGCUUGCCGAUUUCGGCGUCUCGGAAGUUUUUAGCGGCAGACACCCUGGCGAGAGGGAAGCCGGUGGUCAGUGUGGCCAGGAUAUGGGAGAGGUGCGUCGCUGUGCCGGGGGCUAUCUGGGCAGCUUGCCAUAUGUGCCUCCGGAGAUUCUUGAGAAGGUCAGCGACUACGAUCCGCGCGCCGUUGACGUUUGGGGCGUUGCAGUCUGCAUGAUCGCCAUGACAUUUGGCGGCUCCAUCUGGAACCAGGCGACUCUAACUCCCUCUGACGGCUCCAAGCCGGAUGUUUGCUACGUCCAACUAGCGGAAGGCUGGAGAAAGUGGAACGCAAGACACGCUGGUCAGACUAAUCCAGUCCCUGCGGACACCGACAUGCCCCGCGCAAAGUUCAUGGACUUUGCCAUUACUCACAACGGACUCCGUCGCCUCCUGCUCCAGAUGCUUAACCCGAAUCCCGAUAAGCGCAUUUCGAUCACCGACGUCUUCAAUAGCAGAUUCGUCAAAAAUGUCGAGUGCUGCCAACUCGAAAGUUACGAGGAUCCAUCCAAGACGAUUGAUGCCUCGAAGAAGGGAUGCUUCGGAAAAGGUGCACCGCAGAAGAUUUUCUGCCACAACCACUUACCCCCCAAGGCACAUCAUGUUGCCGCUGUCAUUGGCAGAACCUGAAUGAUCACUACUCUAGUGGCUCGGGAUAAUAUUAUCACGACUAAUUUCUUUACCUUCGUUGACACCAUGGGAACAAUCACAGCAGAUACGCAAUGCGGGCUCUUUUGUGUCCAUUUCACAUUGCUCCCACCGGAGUUGAGUUGAGCUCGACGAUUGGGCGCUCUCAAUAUUUGAUAGAGGAGGAAUUUCCUGCGCAUUCUUGAUUUGGGUCGGAGAAGUUCUAUACAAGGGCGUUUGUGGGUGUCAAAUCAGUCAUUGUGCUGUUAGUGGGGUGGUUUGGUAUCAUGGGUUUUGGUUUUUUGAGCAUGGCGGUUUUUUCUUGUCUUGCCGAUUUGGAAGAGCGAUAGAGAAAGGGGUUUGCGCGGUGCAUCUUGGAGUCGAUAACGGUCCAGGCGGGUUCUCAUGAGACAGCAAGUAGAGAGCAAGAUCCAGAUAUGAGGAAGCGGGGAGAAACAAAUCUUUGAUUGUGUUGAGCGUCGUUUGCCAUGGAUAAGUCCUUGAGCCGCGAUCAGGCAACCCGGUGGGAGGGAAGAAAAAAAAAGAUCAGAUAUCAAUACAUACUCUGCAUUUCCCCUAUGAACGUCAUGGUCAUCGAGUCACCCUAUGUUGCUUUCCUUCAAUUAGCCACUCAUUGACUACAUCAUGCCACACCCGGAACCUCCCCCUUUGAAUUCAUGUAUGGGACCCCUUGGGAUGACGUGAAACGUUCGUGAUGGACGGUGCAGUGAUAGUACCUGUCGGCUGCUACAGACUCUAUUCGUUCACAGUAGUGGCAUUCAUCGACAGGUCAGCUAUGAAGGGUCUCAACGCGGGAAAAGGCAAAGCAACAUCG